AUCUGAUUAUGAGCAGCGGCUUGAACAAAUACAAGCUUGUUUUCCUCGGAGAGCAGGCCGUCGGGAAGACCUCUAUCAUUACUAGGUUCAUGUACGAUACCUUCGACUCCAAUUAUCAGGCCACUAUUGGCAUCGACUUCCUUAGCAAGACGAUGUACCUUGAGGACCGUACUGUUAGACUCCAGCUUUGGGAUACUGCUGGCCAGGAGCGCUUCCGGUCUCUUAUUCCUUCCUACAUUCGGGAUAGCAGUGUAGCUGUUGUGGUGUACGAUAUCACCAACAAGGCAUCCUUUAUGAAUUGUGAGAAGUGGAUCGACGAUGUCCGUACGGAGAGGGGUAAUGAUGUCAUUAUAAUGCUUGUGGGCAACAAGACAGAUUUAGCCGACAAACGACAGGUUUCUACGGAAGAGGGAGAGCAGAAGGCUAAGGAGCAGGGCGUUAUGUUUACCGAAUGCAGUGCUAAGGCUGGGUACAACAUUAAGGCCUUAUUCAGGAAGCUUGCUGCUGCCUUACCUCAAUCCAAUGAUCAAGGUGCUGGUCAGCAAGGGCAGAAUCAGAUCGUUGAUAUUCAGCUGAACGCUAGUAACUCUGAGCCUGAGGAGCACGCUAGGAAAUGUGCAUGUUAAUAUCCUCGUGGGUAAUGCGACGGCAGUUUUUGGUCUCAACGGAAGCGCCAAUCGGGUAUGCUGUUAAGAAGAUCUGCUUCUCUUCGUGUAUUAUCGAUCACUACUCUCCACCAUCUAACGGCC
Messenger RNA from Perkinsus marinus ATCC 50983, 749 nucleotides. RefSeq names its product RAB6 protein, putative. Gene Ontology annotation, molecular function: GTP binding; GTPase activity. The record is from RefSeq and is a predicted model, not a curated record. Bases 9 to 626 code for a protein of 205 amino acids. Lineage: Eukaryota; Perkinsozoa; Perkinsida; Perkinsidae. The transcript is spliced from 6 exons.